AUGCGCAUCCACGAGAGCGGAAUUGACCGCAGCCUUGACACACCCACCCCGCCGAGCGUCACUCCCAAUCCAUCACCUUGUGCACCCACUAACCACUCCCCAGCCGACAUCGACGCCACCGACCUUACCACCGCUCACUCCUCCCCUUCCUUCUCCUCUUCCUCCAUCACUGCCACAACGACGGCCGCUUCGGCGUCUGUCGCCCACGACCUCACCACAGCCGAACCUGACACAACAACAGGCACAACCCCUGCAACCUCCAUCAUCAGACGUGAGGGCCAGGGCUACAUCUGCCCUCACUGCGAUCGCACCUUCACUUCACGCAUCGGCCUGUUCGGUCACUUGCGAAUCCAUCGCACAGAGACCGGCGAAACAGUGCCUGGAGCACCAACCUACACCCACCGCACACACCUCCACUGCCCACACUGCCCUCGCACCUUCAGGCAUCGCAUGGGUCUAUUCGGCCACAUGCGCAUCCACGAGAGCGGAAUUGACCACAAUUCCGAUACAGCCACGACAUCCAAUACAUCCACCAUGCCCAGCACCACCCUGGAUCCAUCGCCACAUGCGCCUAUCAUCACCACCACCACCGCCGCCGCCUCCACCACCGCCACCACCACUACCACAACCAAAACCACUGCUUCCUCUACAGCUGACACCGACACCGCCGACUUCUCAUGCCCACACUGCCCACGCACGUUCACCUCACGCAUCGGCCUGGUCGGUCACUUGCGAAUCCAUCGCACGGGGACUGGCGAACCAGUGGCUGGAGCACCAACCUACACCCACCGCACUCGCCUCCACUGCCCACACUGCCCUCGGCCCUUCACGCAUCGCAUGGGUCUAUUCGGCCACAUGCGCAUCCACGACGACCUGCGGUAG
This is a messenger RNA of Spirometra erinaceieuropaei, 882 nucleotides long. NCBI's taxonomy places the organism in Eukaryota, Metazoa, Platyhelminthes, Cestoda, Diphyllobothriidea, Diphyllobothriidae. The record is from the annotation of a GenBank genome assembly.